This is a messenger RNA of Emiliania huxleyi CCMP1516, 1098 nucleotides long. RefSeq lists its product as hypothetical. The transcript has 3 exons. Lineage: Eukaryota; Haptophyta; Isochrysidales; Noelaerhabdaceae. The coding region runs from base 1 to 1098 and encodes 365 amino acids. The record is from RefSeq and is a predicted model, not a curated record.
AUGUACUUCUCCCCCGUGCUUCUCGCGCCGCUCUACUGCCUCCUCACCACUGCCCACCACCCGCCGACCCGAGCGCCGCGUGCCGGGGUCACCUUCGCUGCUGCUGGUCCUGAGGCCUCCAAGCCGCUGCUGGUCUGCACGACAGCUCCCUCACUGGAGGGCGUCGCGUUCUGCAAGCACGCGCUACAGAGCGGCGAUUGGCGUGUGCGUGCGCUUGUUCGCAACCUCGACUCUCCGCGAGCCGCCACGCUCGCACAGCUGGGCGCGGAGCUCGUGCAGGCGGACAACCUCGACGAGGCGAGCCUGCGCCGCGGCUUUGCGGGUGCCCACGGCAUCUACGGCAUCACAACCUGGAGCGGGGCCAGUCGCGCCUCGGACGGGAGCAUCGUGCGGCCGACGAGUGCCGACGCGGCCGUGCUGGAGGAGAGCGAGGUGGAGCAGGGACGCAACAUCCUCCGGGCCGCGAGGGCGACAGACGGGCUUCAGCACUUUGUGUGGCAGAGCAUGCACCGCGGCGGCCGCGAGCCCGUCGACCCGGCGGUGGCGGCGCCGCUGCACCACCGUGCCAAGUGGAGGGUCGAGGACGAGCUCGUGGAGAGUGACCUCCCGUGGUCGGUGCUGCGGCAGCCUACCUACCUCGAGAACUUUGGCAACUCCGAGGAGGCGAGCAAGGGGACGCAGCUGCGCCUGCUCCGGCCGGGCGUGGUGUCGGGGCUGGUGGACGAGGACAUCGAGCUGAGUGUUAUCGCCGUGGACGACCUCGGCGCGCUGGCGACCGCCAUGUUUGCUCGCCGGGACGAGUACCUCCGCCGCACGCUCGCCGCCGCCGCGGAGCGCGUCAACGGCGCGAGGCUUGCCGAGGCUGCGUCACGGGUGCACGGGAGGAUGAGAUUUGCAUACAAGCCGGUGCCGUGGUUCGUGCUCGAGUACCUCGUGCCGGGCGUGGCGGACCUCCCGCUCACGUCGCUCGAGAAGGCGAAGCGCCUCUCCCGGCUGCAGCCCGCGCUGUCGCAGAGGCUACUGCAGCGCAGGACUCGCCAGCUCCUGCAGCGCUCCCUCCGCAACUCGCGAGCCAAGGCCAAGGCCCAGGCAAGGUGA